This is a messenger RNA of Linum tenue, 1250 nucleotides long. The record is from the annotation of a GenBank genome assembly. NCBI's taxonomy places the organism in Eukaryota, Viridiplantae, Streptophyta, Magnoliopsida, Malpighiales, Linaceae.
CUAACCCGUUCGAAUCAAAACCCUAAUUGUUUUUCUGAUGAUGUCUUGUCCCUUCGACUCUUUCUUUCCUGCUCUGCCUUCCAAUCCUUGAUUCCGUCUUCCUGCCUGCGAUUCCCCUCUCCGGCGACCGCCGCAGCUCUCCUCUCAGUCGUGCCGGCCUCCGCCUAUCACCGCCGUCUCCUUGCUCGCCUCCUCCACUGCUUCUUUCAAGAGUAAUUGGCUGCCCUCUCUUUCCCUAAUUGUCGCUUGCGCUUUGUUUGGCGGAAUGAAAUGGGGUUUUUAUUCUGGUAGUUGAGCAGCUCGAUGUAUAUGUCCUUCUUCUGCAUCCAGAUUGGUUUCAUUCGUCUCCUCCCUCAUUCCGCCGCUCCCGUCUAGGGUUUUAGCUUCACUGCUGCUCCAGCUCACUCUCACUCAUUCGCUGGGUUUACGUUUCAGGUCGCCCGGGGAAUAGACCUUGCAGUUCCACCAGUGGGUCGCAGAGAUGGCUGCAAGUUUCGUUUCCAAGUUCUCUCGCGUGGGGCGAUCUCUGUUGGGGGGACUAAGCAACAACAUUUCAUCUGUAGCAGCCAGCAGCACAUCACCUGAACUCACUUCCAGCAGCAAUGCCCUGUACCAGCAACAUAGGACGUUCAUUCAAAUGAGGACGGUUCUCAAAGUUGCAGAUAACUCGGGUGCCAAAAAGGUGAUGUGUAUACAAGCGCUGAAGGGGAGGAAAGGUGCGAGGCUGGGGGACACAAUCGUGGCUUCGGUGAAAGAAGCAAUGCCGAAUGGCAAGGUGAAGAAAGGGAAGGUUGUGUAUGGAGUUGUUGUGCGGGCUGCCAUGCAGAAGGGGAGGUGUGAUGGAAGCGAGGUCAAGUUCGACGACAAUGCUGUGGUUUUGGUCGACAAGCAAGGUCAGCCUAUCGGUACCAGAGUUUUUGGUCCUGUGCCCCACGAGCUCAGGCGGAAGAAGCACGUCAAGAUCCUCACUCUUGCCGAGCAUAUUGCCUGACUUUUUAGUUGUUGUUUUAGGUGUUAUAGAUAGUUUGAUGUUUCGCUUCCAUGUAUCUGUCGAUGACUCUGUUUCUGGUUAAUCGUUAAGCUGUUUACGGCAGAGCAGAACCAUGCACUUUGUUUACAUAAAAUCGACGAGAACUUUCAGCUAGUAUCAAUCGGAAAAGUUUAUGGGUUUAUGGUUCAAAGAUAACUAUUAUAGAACUGCUAGUUAAUUGUUGAUGGAAUUAUUAAUUCAUUAUAACCUAAAUAUACUA